Chaetomium fimeti is the source of this 1979-nucleotide messenger RNA. RefSeq names its product Metallo-dependent phosphatase-like protein. Bases 290 to 1777 code for a protein of 495 amino acids. The transcript has 4 exons. Gene Ontology annotation, molecular function: protein serine/threonine phosphatase activity. The record is from RefSeq and is a predicted model, not a curated record. Gene Ontology annotation, cellular component: cytoplasm; nucleus. Gene Ontology annotation, biological process: double-strand break repair via homologous recombination. NCBI's taxonomy places the organism in Eukaryota, Fungi, Ascomycota, Sordariomycetes, Sordariales, Chaetomiaceae.
GUUGAACAGAAGACCAAUUUAAUAUUCAAAACAUUUCGGCAUCUGUAGCGUCAUUGCGUCAUAGCGUCUGGUUGCGCCCUUGACUUUGAAGAUAAAUUAAACAAAUUAUCAAUUCUUUAUUCCAUUAUCUAGGAUUUUUAUAUCGAAAAGCAGUCUUGCGACAUCCAAUCUGCCAAUCGCCUUUCUCGGGCCCAUCCCCAUACAUCCCAUCUCGGUUUCCAUAACUAUUCCCAUCCCAUCUCCAUCCCACCCCACACCCUCCGCGCCGCGCCCGAGAAAGGCCGCCAUCAUGUGUGAUCUCGACAGGGCGAUCGCCCAACUGCGAGCAUGCCGACCGAUACCCGAGGCCGAAGUGCGCGAGCUCUGCCACAAGGCGCGUGAGCUGCUUAUCGAGGAGGGGAACGUCGUCACGGUCAACGCGCCAGUAACAAUAUGCGGCGACAUCCACGGCCAGUUUCACGAUCUGAUGGAGUUGUUCCGCGUGGGCGGUGAUGUGCCAGACACGAACUAUCUCUUCAUGGGCGACUUCGUCGACCGCGGCUUCUACUCCCUCGAGACCUUCCUCCUCCUUCUCUGCCUCAAAGUCCGCUACCCCGACCGCAUGACCCUCAUCCGCGGCAACCACGAGUCCCGCCAGAUCACGACCGUCUACGGCUUCUACGACGAGUGCCUCCGCAAAUACGGCAGCGCCAACGUCUGGCGCUACUGCUGCGACGUCUUCGACUACCUCGCCCUGGGCGCCAUCGUGCUCGGCGCCUCCAACACCCUCCCGGGCGAACCCGAGACCUCCCCCAACGGCGACGAGGUCGAGAUCGAAGUGCACAACUCAGACGGCCAGAUCAUCUCCCGCUUCUUGCGCCAAAAAGACGUCGGCCGAGGGCGCAUCAACACCACCACCACCACCACCAUCUCCAACGGCCCCAACGGCCACGCCAUGACCAACGGCAUCUCCUCCUCCUCCCCAGACACCACCACAACCCACAACAACAAAACCCCCUCCCCAGCCCGCGCCCUGACCGGCCCCCCCGGCUCCUCCGCAACAUCCACCAGCAGCGGCAGCCUGGGCAACCCGGCCGGCGCGGUCCUCUGCGUCCACGGCGGCCUCUCCCCGCUGAUCGACCGAGUCGACAAGAUCCGCCUCCUCGACCGCAAGCAAGAAGUCCCCCACGAGGGAGCCAUGUGCGACCUGUUAUGGUCCGACCCGGACGAGAUCGACGGGUGGGGCUUGUCCCCCCGAGGCGCGGGCUUCCUCUUCGGCGCCGACAUCGUCAAGAUGUUCAACUACCGCAACGACCUCAGCCUGAUCGCGCGCGCCCACCAGCUGGUCAUGGAGGGGUUCAAGGAGAUGUUCGACGCGAGUAUUGUGACGGUGUGGUCGGCGCCGAAUUAUUGCUAUCGCUGUGGGAACGUGGCUGCGCUGCUGGAGUUGUCGGAGGAUGAGAGUGGGUUGGGGGUUUUGGCGAGGAGUAAUGGGGAGGUGGGGAGGAGUGAUGGCGGGAUGGGUGGUGGUGGUGGUGGUGGUGGUGGUCUUGGUGGUGGUGGUUCGGGUGUUGGAGGUGGUGGUGGUGGGGGGGUUGGGGGCGGGUUCAUGCGGGGAGCGGGCCGGGGCGGUGGCGGUGGUGGGCAGCAGCAACAACAGCAGGGCGGGGUGGUGAUGGAUACCAACGACUUGCCGCGGCUGCCGGGGCCCGCGAGGAGGUACCGCGUCUUCCAGGCGGCGCCGCAGGACUCGAGGGGGAUGCCGGCUAAGAAACCGGUGGCCGAUUACUUCUUGUGAGAUGGGUGCCUGUCGGGCGUGGUUGCUGUUGUGUAUGCCCGCUUGUGAUGAUGACGACUAGAGAGAGAGAGUGAAAGUAUGCGGUUACUAGGUCCGUGGUGGGACCCGGACGGGCAAUGACUGGAGCCUUUGUUGUUGUAUUAUAUCAGGAGCUAUUCGGUACAUAGGUUUAUACCCGCGCAGUGGAUUGCGUUUCUAAACC